Molecule: messenger RNA, 390 nt
Organism: Nematocida minor
Lineage: Eukaryota; Fungi; Microsporidia
Exons: 1
Coding region: 1-390 (129 amino acids)
Source: RefSeq, a predicted model, not a curated record
AUGAGAAGCUAUGCUUAUUGGCUUUUGCUUUCUGUUUUGGAAGAGCUCAAGGGAAACAAAAAAGACAUCCAGCAGUUUGGAGCCAAGCUGGGAAUUAAAAUAGCAGAGGAGCUUUCGUACAAUGAGCUCCCGCAGGACAGCCUUGUAGCCUUUAUCCGGCACAUUCUCCCAACGAUCAGCAAAUACAUGGACAGCCAGAUAGACUGCACAGAGGAGAAGAAGGAGAUAUCCAUCCAUGUUGGAAAAGAAGAUUCAGAUGGCAUGCAGGAGGAAAAGCUGGAAAUGCUCUCUGGGGUUCUUUCCGCUGUCGUAGAGAGGGUGCUAAAUAUAAAGAUAAAAGUAAAGACGUAUGCGCCUAGUUCUCUACUUAUUAUACAGAACACACUAUAA